Molecule: messenger RNA, 1185 nt
Organism: Symbiodinium necroappetens
Lineage: Eukaryota; Dinophyceae; Suessiales; Symbiodiniaceae
Source: the annotation of a GenBank genome assembly
AUGAAUAUGCAGAUCAUCGCCCGCGGCUGGCUGGUGUAUGAACUGACUGAAUCACCGCUGGACCUAGCCUGGGUAACCAUGUCCUUUAUGUUGCCAACGGUUUUGUUUUCGCUCUACGGUGGUGUGCUGGCGGAUCGGAUGCAGAAGAAAAAAGUCAUUGUCUGGGCGCAGGCGCUAAACUGCGCGGCAACCAUUUUCAUGGCCGUGAUUAUCUUUGCCGGCUCGGUGACCUUCUGGGAUUUCAUCUGGUUCGGUUUCUUCAAUGGCACCAUUCUAGCCUUGUCCAUGCCUGCGCGGCAGGCAUUUGUGCCGGAAUUGAUCCCUGAUCAUCUGUUGUUUGCCGCUAUGGGUCUUAAUACCACUGGCUGGAAUCUGGCGCGCAUUGUUGGUCCGGCGCUGGCUGGUCUGCUGAUCGCCAUGAUUGCCGGCGGUGAUAAAACAUCUACUUUUGGUGUGGGUGUGGUGUAUAUCGUGAUUGCCAGCCUCUACGGUAUAUCAGCGCUGACCAUGUUGCUGAUUGAUAAAAGCGGCAAAGCCAAACAGGCUUCUAAGGCUAAUGCCUGGACAGAUGUCCGCGAAGGUCUGGCUUAUGUGCUGCAACAUCCUCCUAUAUUUGGGCUCAUCAUUCUGUCGAUUGUCCCAUUCCUGUUUGGUAUGCCGUUAAAUACGCUGCUACCGGCUUUCAACGAACAGGUCAUGGGUGGCGGCCCCGAUGAUCUUGGUUUUCUGGUUUCAGCCAUGGGGCUGGGUGCGAUUGUUGGCUCGCUGAUGAUGGCAUCCAUGGGCGACCUGAAGAACAAAGCAGUCUGGUUGAUAGUGACCUGUAUUGGCUGGGGUGGUCUGACGGCCUUGUUUGGCUGGUCCCAAGCACACUGGCUUGUCUUUGUGCUGAUAGCCGCCGUCGGCUGGACCAGCAGUUGGAACAUGUCCCUGAACCGCGGCAUGUUGCAGAUGCAGGUAGAUAACCAUAUGCGCGGACGCAUCAUGAGCAUCGAUAUGAUGUCGCACGGAUUAAUGCCGUUAGGUGUGUUCCCGGUGAGUUGGAUCGCAGAACACUACGGUGUUGGUGCUGCGCUGAUGUCCAGCGGCGCGGCGUUUGUGGUGCUGACCUUGUUGGCUGUGCUGUUUAUUCCCUCGGUGCGAACCACUGAUCGGACUCGCGAAAGCGAACCCGCACCGACUUAG